Messenger RNA from Adineta ricciae, 1641 nucleotides. The record is from the annotation of a GenBank genome assembly. NCBI's taxonomy places the organism in Eukaryota, Metazoa, Rotifera, Eurotatoria, Adinetida, Adinetidae.
AUGGAACAGCAAAAUCGUCCUCUACUGAUUAUACUAGGUGCUAUUGCCCUCUUUGUUAUUAUCACAUUUGCCCUAGCUGCCGCUGCGCUUGGCACCUUGAACAAACGAUUCAAUGACCUUGAGAAGAAGCUGGUUACGACAACCACACCAAUAAGCACAACAACAAGUUCAACAUCAUCGGGAUCACUCGCGAGCAUUCUUGCCGAAACUGUUCGUAUGGAAGAUCUAUUGAUCCAUCUUAAACAAUUUGAAGGAUUUGCACGUGAAAACGGUAAUACACGUGCGAUAGGAACAGCUGGAUUCGCUCAAACGGUGAAUUAUAUAGAAAAUCAGCUGAAAACUAACAGUUACAAUCAACUUCAUGUUAUCCGUGAAACAUUUCCAAUACAAAACUUUUCCAUCAAAGGAGAUCCAGUUUUAAGUUGGUCUUCGAAUGGAAAGACUGAAAACUUCACCUAUUCAACGAACCUAUCUCGAACUGAUUUCACAUACGCGAAUUAUACAGCAGCGAUAAAGCUAACCAUCUACGAACUUGUCCAAGUUAAAAACUAUGGUUGUAACAAGGAUGAUUACGCUAAUACUACAGGUAAAGCUGUACUGAUCAUGGCUGGUGGGACAUGCACGUUCGCAGAGAAGGGUGAACAUGCAGCUAAGGAAAACGUAGCAGCGUUGCUCUUCUACAAUCACGGUUCGACGACGUCAAGUCUAGCACCAGCAACGUUUCGUCUUCGUCAAGCUAAUACCUUGCCUGCACUCUCUUUGUCGUAUGCGGCUGGUCGAUCCUUAUUCAAUUUACUUAAUUCUAGCAAUUCAGUUAAUGUUACACUUGAGAUUCAACGCGAAAACUAUGGCACAUUUAACGUUCACAAUAUCUGUGCACACACGGUCGAUGGAAACAGCACAGAAACGAUCAUGGUCGGCAGUCAUAGUGAUAGUGUACCGGCUGGACCUGGUAUCAAUGAUAAUGGUAGUGGAUCAGCAGCUAACCUUGUUCUAGCGUUGAAUUUAGCCCGUUUGUAUUCAUCUAAAAACUAUCCAAAGUAUCCAUAUCGAAUUCGAUUUUGCUGGUGGGGUGGAGAAGAAAUUGGCUUGACUGGAGCAAUUUACCACGUAGAGCAAGCUAAGAAUUCAUCGACCCCAGACGAUUUGAAACUCUUCAACAAUUUAAUUAAUCUUAACUACGAUAUGUUAGGUUCGCCAAACUAUAUAUUCGGUAUUUACAAUGGCAGUUCAGCUAAAGCAGGUACAUCACCAAAAGCAAUUAAUGGCAGUAUUCGAGUCUCCGAAGCGUUUCGUAACUGGUUCAAUAGUCAAAAUCUUCCAUGGGAUUACACUGAUUUUAGUGGCCGAAGCGGUGACGGAACCAAAACCGAAACACAGCGUGAUAUUUAUGAAGCAAAAUUGGGUCAGGGUUACGGUGGUUUGCCAGGCGCCACUUACGAUCCAUGUUAUCAUAAGACAUGCGAUACGCUAAAGAACAUUGAUCAAUUCGGUUACUUAAAAAUGGUGCAAGCGGCUGCCUAUAUGCUCGAAUUCUUAGGUAAUAAAACUGAUCUGAUAACUUGGUUAUAUCCCGACGGACGACCAACUCAAAUCCAAUUACCGGAAGAUUAUUUUCCGAACAGCGACUAUUAUGUGUAA